AUGGGGCAGGAGCAUUCAAAGGCGUCUACCAACGAGGUCGGAUCUUCCUUAGCUUCUGGAGGCGACACACCUGACUCCAAAAAGUCAAAGCGAUUCAGCAAGGCAUCAUCAUCCUCACUGAAAACGCCAAUCUCGGAACGCCCGACACACACAAGGCUUGGGAGCUUGGAACUAGACUCUGAGCAGGCUCUCGCCAUACAGGCAGUCACUAGUCAGAGAUCAUCUGACGAAAUAUCUGCAAACGGAUCGGUUGCAACCACAAACAAUACGACAAAUCCGACGCCUCGUUUCCUACUCGGCCAUAGACGUUCGCAUAGCUCCAAUACCACACAUAAAGUCGCCCCCGAGUCACAGACUGCCUCUGACAAGGAAAACAGUCUUGCUCGACCACCAACAUCAACAGAAGUAGAACAGGCACCAACGUCCAAUUCACUAGCAACAUCACCCAUACUACCUGGUAAUCUCGAAAAUAGCAGUAGCCUCAGUAGCAUCGGUAGUAUCCCACUGAACGAUAUCUCAGCAAUCCCAGCUGCCUUCCAAAAGAAAAACUCGCUAGCUUCGCGAAGAUCCUCCACAGCCUCUGGUCACAACAGACAGACGCUCCUAACAAGCUCCAGAAGCUCAAGUGUAUCAGCAUCGUCAGAUAGUGGUGCCGCUGUAGUUGCAAGUGGGAAUAGCGUAGGUGGUGGUAGUACUGCUGGUGGUCCUCAAUUGCAACCGCCACGAUUGGAUAUAUUACGAACAAAGUCAUCUAAAAAAGCCAGUAAAGAGGCUCUAGCUGCUUCUAUUAUAGCAGCAAACUCUGGUCUAAGCACAGCGGCAUCUGACGAUUCAACAAAGGGAGGGCUAUUGUCAAACCUGAUCCCUCCAUCAACGACAUCAACAAAAGCAUCAGGAACAUCAGCUGCACCAAUGUCGAAAGGUGUAGGAUCGCAAAUACCCAGUCUUGUUGCUGCAAUAGAUCCUACCAAACUCCCAGCCUGGCUCAGUAGAUUAUCGACUCUGUCGAGUAAAGACGCUACAAAACUAUUGACAACAGCAUACGCCGAUAUUGAGCAUGAAGAACGAGACCGCAUAACCGAGGCUGUAACAUACAACACAUCGCAUAACGUAGCUGGUACAGGCGACGGAGGGCAUUCGCAUGGAUUUUGGGCUGCCGGUACAGCAGCCAAUUCAAGAAGAAAUAGAUAUACAGACAUAUUACCAUAUGACGGAAAUCGAUUCCGCUUACAAUACGCCACGCCGAGCUUAACAGCAUCAGGCCCAACCACAUCCGACUAUAUAAAUGCAUCACUAAUCCAACCCCUGUACUCUAAUCACAUGUAUAUUGCUACUCAAGGUCCACUGACCAAUACCAUUGGAGACUUUUGGAGGAUGAUAUGGGACUCUGGGUCACGUAUGAUUUUAAUGUUGACGACACUCGAAGAACGAGGACGUCCGAAAUGUGCUCGAUAUUGGCCAGAUCAAAUCGGGACUGCAUUACGAUUGGCUGAAGUAGGUGGUCUAGAUUUAGAAUAUGCUGCAGAACUCAACUUUACCGAGGUUUUGCCACGAUUAUCCAUAAAACGAUCGUCACCAGUACUGCUAAAUCAAAAUCUACAAGGAUCGACAUUAUCAGCUACCUCCGCUUCGUCCGCCUCUGCAUUUUCUCUGUCAAAAAGAAGGAGCGAUGCUAGCUUGACAGCUGCCGCUGCCUCGGAUAGUGGGGAUGAUUUGCGUGGAUUUGUACGUGUAUUUAGGCUGUCGGGUCGUGGUAAUGACGGAGUACUAGAGACUCGACGUAUCUAUCAAGUCCAUUUUACAGGUUGGCCUGAUCAUCGAGCAUCAUCCGCCGAAGCCGUACUACGACUUCGCGAGGUGGUAAAUAUAAUCGAGAAUGAAGAAAGGCUAGCAGCUAGCGGCAAGCCCAUGAAUACCGGUAGUCUCUCGGCAUUGGUGAAUUGGGAGGAAGUCGUAUCGGUAGCUAAACAACCCAUUGUAAAACGUUUUUCACAUCGUCGUGGUGCUUCAUCGACAUCCACGUUUGAAGGUGCUACCGCUGCUGCCAACUAUAGUAAUGGGAACAGUCUAGCCAGCAACAGUGGAGCAAGCAGCAACAAUAUCACUACCAAUAGUAACAACAACAAUGGGGCUAAGACAUCUUCCAAAAUAUCAUAUUCUACACCAAUAGGGCCGACAGUUGUGCAUUGCUCUGCAGGAUGUGGACGAACAGGGACGUAUAUAGCCAUUGAUUCUAUACUGGCUGGAUGGAAGGAGGCAUCUGAGUACCCCAUUGUGGAUUCAACAGCCGAGAAUCCUAUAGAUCCAAUCAUUGAAACGCUGAGGAAGCUGAGGGAGCAACGGGUCUCGAUGGUGCAGACGUUAGAGCAGUUUGCGCUUUGCUAUGAGGCUGUGCUUGUGAAGUUGUCUGAAUAA
Messenger RNA from Synchytrium microbalum, 2415 nucleotides. RefSeq lists its product as uncharacterized. Gene Ontology annotation, biological process: protein dephosphorylation. The transcript has a single exon. The coding region runs from base 1 to 2415 and encodes 804 amino acids. NCBI's taxonomy places the organism in Eukaryota, Fungi, Chytridiomycota, Chytridiomycetes, Synchytriales, Synchytriaceae. Gene Ontology annotation, molecular function: protein tyrosine phosphatase activity. The record is from RefSeq and is a predicted model, not a curated record.